This is a messenger RNA of Williopsis jadinii, 1063 nucleotides long. It is a transcript of the gene ATG12, whose product is annotated as Atg12p. Lineage: Eukaryota; Fungi; Ascomycota; Saccharomycetes; Phaffomycetales; Wickerhamomycetaceae. The record is from RefSeq and is a predicted model, not a curated record. Gene Ontology annotation, biological process: nucleophagy; autophagy of mitochondrion; autophagosome assembly. The coding region runs from base 54 to 710 and encodes 218 amino acids. Gene Ontology annotation, cellular component: phagophore assembly site membrane; Atg12-Atg5-Atg16 complex; cytoplasm. The transcript has a single exon.
CAAACCGUUUCUGAUACCAAGGAAAGCACACAUCUGAGACCCACCCACAAUCAAUGUCACGGAAUCCGUUGGUGUCUGAAUCUGAAUCGUCCAGCGCAUGUGCCUCGCCGGCACUUCAAUCUAGUGAGAACCUAUCAACUGUCUCACAGAUGCACGUUUCCUCUCCUAGGGAUAUCAUAGGACCUAAUGUGGACGGAGAGUUAAAGUCAUCUGGUGAGCAAAAGACGGCUUCAACAAGGACGAAUGAAGGAUCGCAUUCGAAAGUUCAAAUUCAAUCAGAAAGCGAGGAUGAGGAUGAGGAUGAAGAAGAGGAGUCUGACCAUUACAUUCGAAAUGAAAUGCUCAAAUCAAAGAUCACUACAGCUGCAUCUAUAAUGAUUGACAGAUUACCUCCUGUCACAAAGCAAUUGGUAGAUAAGAUCACAGAGCCAUCCAGCGAGAAGAUAACCGUACGAUGUCAACCCAUUGGCUCAACCCCUUCGUUAACCCCAAACGUCUUCAAAAUCUCAUACCACCAACCAGUCGCUACGCUACACAAAUUCAUCUUGAAGAAGCUGAAGAAGUCGUUACCAAAGGGGACAUCGCUCUAUAUAUACGUGAACAAUUCGUUUGCCCCUGCGCCAGAUGAGAUUGUGGGGUGUCUAUUUGACCAUUUUGCCAGUGGUGAAGAACUUGUUGUCAGUUAUUGUACCGUAGUAGCAUUUGGCUGAAUGAAUUGGUUACAACGCUGGUUUCAUCACACCAGUUGAUGACGGGGUUAUCCUGAAGAGAAGAGAACAGCCACAGCCACAGUAUGUAUCGCGACAUUACAUGGUAUUCAUCAGAUGGGCUUCAUGAGUAGUGCUGGUGAACUUACUGCCAGGGUGUUUAGAGGUGAUAUGCUGGCAUUACACGCUAUAUUCUCAGUCAACUAUGCUUAGCUUGAUUCAACUGGACUCUCAAUUCCCAUGCCUACGGAACCAUUGUAGAAGCACUCACACACCACAGAUUACACACAUUGUAGGUGGUAUAUACUCCAGCAUCCUGCGUGUAUUUAUCCGUGAUAAAGAAUAAACGUUUAUCC